AUGAUCAGCAUGGAUGGGGUGCCUCGGCCGCAGGCCACGCCGGAGACCCCUGACGCGGAGAUGGACACUGGCGAGGACAUUUACGCGGGCUCCGCUGCGGCUGCGAACUGCGCGGGCGGCGAGGCGGAGAGCGCGCGUCAGGCGCGGCUUCGCCACAAGCAGUUUGUCUCGACGCUGACGAACCGGAUCGCUCAGCUCGAGUCGCAGCCGUCGGCCUUUGCGGCGGUGCACGAGCUGCGGGGCGCGCUGAGCCAGGAGCAGCUGACCACGCUGCUGGGCUGGAUCCGGGAUAGUCUCGUGCACUACCUCACUGGGCCUGAGACCACACAGAGCCAGCAUCCCGUCACCGUCUCGGAUUUGCGUGGCGAGGCGACGACUCUCGGCACGACGGGGAUCAUCACGAUGGGUGGUGCCGUCGAGGUGGGUCGCUUCGAGGUGCCGAUCGCCUCGCACCUGGUGGGAGGCAUCUCCGACAGCAUCCCUCGCAAGCUGGAGCGCCAGCUCGCUGCGCUACUGGACGGCGCGCUGAGUGACAACCCCCAGAGCGCGGCGCGCGGGGACCUAGCGCGCCGCAUCAUCGAGCCGUUCGCGGGGGAGGUGGCUCACGCGUUGCGCAGGGCGUUCGACCAGGAGCCGACGGCACCGUGGACCAAGAGCGCCUUCACGCAGUCGCGCCCGCAGUCGGCGUCGAGCGAGGCGAGCAUCGCCCCCUCCCUCAGCUCACUGCGGCACUUCGCGCCCGACGCGAAGGCCGAGCCCGAGACACGGAUGGUGGUCUUCCCUCAGACAAGGGAGAUCGCUACGCCCGAGAGGCGGGCGGACCACACCGAGCUCGCGGAGAUGCCAGCGGAGUUCGAGCGCACCCGCGCGCAGGUCCGAGCACUGCGGGACAAGGCAUGGGCACGAGCCCUCGAGCAGAGGGCAAGCGACCUCUUCGACGAGAUGGAGAGCGACACCGAGCACCACGAGCUCUCCGUCAUCGCCGCCGCCCUGGCGGCGGCGAUGACGGAGAGCUCGUGGUGCUCGUGCUCGGACCUGCGCGCGGGUGCGCUCGAACUCCGCUGGCAUCUCCGCGAGCUCGGUGUGGCGCUCACCGUCGACCGGGCGCGGGCGCUGCUGCGCGGCGGCGCGGACUCUUCCUCCGGCGAGCCGUCGGCCCUCGAGCGGGCGCGCGUCCUCUGCUCGUGGGGCGAGUCGGAUCCGACCGCUGUGGCCGUCGGCUCCACCGUCGCGAUCCACUCUCUCGUCUCACGGCCGUCGAUGAACGGCAAGGUCGGCGUCGUCGUCUCCGCGAGCGUUUCGACGGGACGCUUCGGCGUGCGCGUGGCGGGCGAGGCCAAGGCCCUCGCACUGAGGCGCGCUAUGGUCCCUCCCCCACUCGCCGGAUCCUCUCUUUGGACACGCCCCACGCCUCUGCCCUUCCGCAGGCCGGCCAACCUGGAGCCAGCGGCCGAGGCGGUGGAGGUGGGCAGGCUCAUCCUUAAGGCGGCGGAGUGGUCGCCGCAGUCGCACGAGCUCUUCCCGGAGGCGGCUCGCAAGUGGGCGGUCGAGGUGAUGCGGCUGGGCUACCUUAUCGCGUGGGACGAGGAGCGCUUCGACGGCGAGGGGGCGGCGCCGGGGCUGGUGGACCUCUGGCGCACACACGUGCUGCCGCACGCGGUGAGGCGCUGA
Molecule: messenger RNA, 1671 nt
Organism: Emiliania huxleyi CCMP1516
Lineage: Eukaryota; Haptophyta; Isochrysidales; Noelaerhabdaceae
Exons: 7
Coding region: 1-1671 (556 amino acids)
Source: RefSeq, a predicted model, not a curated record